GUAACCACAGCCGAAUCAACGGUCCCAUCCAUAGUCACGCCAUCACAUGUCGGCUGACCCACACAUCACUGACUGUUAAUUCGCUCCUUUCCGCGUUGUAUGUAAAACUCUUUUUGACGCUUGUGACAAGGAUACACAGGUACGCCAGGCCACAGUCAUCAUAUAUGGGCGAAAAAUACUCUCGACCAGCACCACAGAGGCACACUGAAUGACUGUACACACGCAAAUCAGUGUCGCAUUAGGUCCAUCGGGCCCCCCCGAGCCCCCACUGCUGCACGCCACACCUCUCUGCACACCAACAUGCACUGCACAGACCCCGGUGAAGGCGUACUCACGAUACAGCUGCAUUGGCCAGAGGGAGAAAACCGCACCGAAAAGAGCGGGCCUACCACUGGUGGUGAUACAGAUGCCGACUCGGAUCGAGCAGGAGGCACAAUCACGCCACGAAGGAUUGCGAUAAGGCCGGCCGUCUGUCUGUCUUGUCAUCGUCUGGCCGGCAGCACAGGCGGUGGGUUGUCGUGCUCCAGACGCUCGAUGCCAAGCAGCUUGAGUGCCCACUUUUCAUAGUAGGGGUCCGUGUCGCCCGUGUAGACCUUAAACAGGAAGUACUGCACGGCACGGCGGUGGGACACGCAAAGGAAAAAGAUGAGGGCACGGCACCGACAUAGAUAGACACUACAUUGUGUCUGUGUGCCUGUGUGUACCUUCUCGAAGGCGAUCUUGGCGAGUUGCGCCCACUUGCCCCGGCUGUGCCACGCCACGUUCCUUGGUGGAAGCUGGGGAAGAGCCAGGAAGACAGCCCCUUCGUCGCCGAAGUCAGUGAUACACAACGCAUUGAGCGACGGGAUCUCCUUGGCCUCCUCGCCGCACAUCAGAGAACCUAUGUUGUGUGCCGUUGCCGUACCCAUCGUCUCUAUCAUGUAACUGACAGGCAGAGGAAGCAACACAUGGAAUGAAUGAAUGAAUGAACGCGCUUUGGGUCUUUCCUUUCUCACCCACCCGGUCUUGGGUGCUCCCGUGGCGACCGGCGUGGUCUCGACGGGCGGGAUGGCGGUAGCCACACCAACGACGAAGACAUUCUUGAAUGCGGGGUUCUGCUGCAUGGCGUUGCACAGCACGCACCCCUUGGCGUUGGUCAGCCCCAACUCGGCAAGCUUGGGGUUUUUGAGGAACCCCACGCCCUCAAAGGGAGGAAUGAAAACGCCAUAAUCGAAGGGGAGAUCGUGCUUCAUGGGCGGGUCGGAGGACGCCUGGCGCUCGGGCAGCUGCGUGAGAUGGACUGUGUCGGGUGAAACCUCAUCGAUGUGGGCGUUGGUAAUCCACUUGAUGUCGCGCUCCCGGAACAGACUCUCAAUCAGACCUGAUGGAUGACACAAACAACGAAACAACGAUCUCUGUGCCCUCAGCUGGUCCCGGGCGUCUUACAUGCGUACGUACCUUUGCUGUCGCCAACACCUCCCAAUCCCAGGUGGCCCACAUAUGGUUCAGAGCUCACUGACACGCACGGAAGCGCACCAACGCGAGCAUCGGAUGGAAGGGAUGUGCACAUCAUGGUGGUGCCUACCGUAAGUAAUAGGGACGUAUUUUCUCAGCUUCUUUUUUCGCAGCUCGUUGUCCAUUAUCAUUGCGUGCUCGUAUGCCGGCCCAAAGCACGACGCCCCCGGCGCUGCGCCAACCACUAUAGCGCCCUUCUUCUCCCGGGCCACUUUGUCACAAAAGGCAUCCCACUUCUCAGCGGCCUUUUCAGCGUGCUCGCCGUUGCAGAUCGACUCCGUGUAGAAGGCCGGUCCGAGACCUUUCACCUGGUCAAAGGCCAAGCGAGGGCCUGUUGCAACCACCUGACACCAAGGCAGCGAAUGCGAAAGCGUUUGAAGGCUGCCUGCACUGCCUUUGAGAGCGUGUGUGUGGCAGAGCCACGGCCGUAGCGAUGCACCAGGUAGUCGUAGUCAAUCUGCUGCAGGUCCUCGGGUGCCCCCUCGCCCAUGUCCCUGACGUAGAGGCGGUUGUCGGACGGCUCGAGCCGCUCAACGCUCGCGUGGCGGAAGUUGAUGCCCUUCCUGUUCAACACACUGCCCAAGUCGAGCCUGAUCUCAUCUUUGGUCCUCGUACGCACCGCUACCCUGGCACACAGGCAUAUCGAUUGGCGGCAGCGAAACCAUGAGUGUGUGGGUCACGUCACUUGGUGUGCUUACCAUGGGCACGAGGGCGUGAAUUCAAAGUACGGGCGGCUUGACAGGAGCGUGAGGGACACAGGGCGGCCAUUGAGGGCCGCCUGGCGUUCCUUGACCACACCCAUUAUGUCGAAUGCAGUGGACACGCCACCAAUCCCCCCACCCACGACGACUAUUUUGAUGGGCUCCAUGCCGCCAGCAACGUCGACAGGAGCAUCAGGCGUCGCCACUGACGUCGACGCGCUGCUCGACAGGCGAUGACGGACAGAGGGCCUCGGCACAAUAGACGACUGCACACACACAACAGGGAGAGCGUGAAGGUUGCAAAUGCAAGCAUGCACGCACGCGUGACCCUCGCAGCACCCACCAGCAGCAAACCCAGCCUCACCUUAGCUGCGGGUGGUUCGCCCUGCGCACCACCGUCUCUGCCACGGAAUCUCCAGGGCUGGUGAUGCGAUGAGAAGGAUGGAUGAGCAGUGAAAGCUGCCGUCGAGUGCCACAGUGUCAUCACUGCCAAGCAGAAUAGCACCAUGCCGCCAGCAGAGUGGCGGGGCCGGUCAGUCUUGCGCUUUCUCGCCAUCAGCAGGCUCUCUGGGAAGCCGAAUGGAGUAAGCUGCUGGUCCAGAGAAGCCUGUUGGACUUGUUGGACCCGGG
Molecule: messenger RNA, 2825 nt
Organism: Vitrella brassicaformis
Lineage: Eukaryota; Vitrellaceae
Source: the annotation of a GenBank genome assembly